Messenger RNA from Microthlaspi erraticum, 1290 nucleotides. NCBI's taxonomy places the organism in Eukaryota, Viridiplantae, Streptophyta, Magnoliopsida, Brassicales, Brassicaceae. The record is from the annotation of a GenBank genome assembly.
AUGAAUGAAGAGCUGACAAAGGAAGUAUCAGACUUGGAGAUUAAGGAGGCAAUACUUCUUAUUGGUCCGGAUAAGGCUUCAGGUCACGAUGGUUUUUCUGCAUCUUUCUUUAGACAUUUCUGGACUGAUGUUGGGGAAGAUGUUUGUUUAAUGGUCAAAAAAUUCUUUGUCACAGGAGAAUUGGAACCAAGGAUGAACCAUACACAACUCUGCUUAAUACCAAAGGUGGCUGACUCAGAUCAGAUUUCAGAUUACAAGCCAAUCAGCUUAUGCACUGUAAAUUAUAAAAUAAUUUCAAAGAUCUUGGUCUUGCGUUUAAAAAAGAUCUUGGGAGUUAUAAUAUCAGAUAAUCAAGCUGCUUUUGUUCUUGGUAGACAGAUACACGACAAUGUUAUGGUUGCUCAUGAGUUAAUACAUGCUUUGAAGUCAAAACGCGAUUGUGCAGAGAAAUAUAUGGCCAUCAAGACAGAUAUUAGGAAGGCGUAUGAUCGGGUCGAGUGGAAUUUCCUCGAGGAGGUAAUGAGGAAAAUGGGAUUCUCUGAGGUUUGGAUACGCUGGAUAAUGACUUGCGUCAGGUCCGUGACAUUCUCGAUCAUAAUCAACGGAUCAGAUUAUGGUCAUGUGCAACCAACUCGAGGAAUUCGCCAAGGUGAUCCUCUUUCGCCAUACCUUUUCUUAUUCUGUGCUGAAACAUUAUCACAAAUGCUUCGACAAACAGAAGCUCGAAAAGAAUUUCAGGGUAUGACACUUACAAAACAUUGUCCAUCGGUGUCCCAUCUUUUAUUUGUUUAUGAUUCUCUCUUCUUCUGCAAUGCUACUCAUGAAGAUAGUACACGUAUGGCGAAAAUCUUACAAGAAUAUGAGCAAGUAUCAGGGGGAGGUGGAAAGUAUUUAGGGCUUCCAGAACAGUUUGGAAGGAGCAAAACGAAGGCUUUUCAAGGCAUUGUGAAUCGGGUUAAGCAGACAGUUGACGGAUGGUUGUAUAGAGGGAGAUACCACAAAAUUUCGACGUUCCUAGAGUCGAGUAGUGGCACGAAUCCAUCAUAUGGAUGGAGGUCAAUUCAAGCAAGAAAAGUCUUGCUCAAAAAAGGGUUACAGCGUCAAGGAAAUAACGGAAAGAUGAUGGUGGAAGAGUUAUGGAAAACGGGAAGAAGAGAAUGGGAUGAGGAAAAGCUUGCAGCAGUGUUAAUACCGGAAGAUGUCUUACUAGCGAAGCAAAUCAGACUGUCUAGAUAUGCUGAAAGAGAUGAAUAUGUGUGGCCAUAUACAACGAGGAGUGUAUACAGUUAA